AUGGAUUCUGUGGUCGAGAGUUACGCAGGCGAUCAGGCGUUGAUGAGUGUGCAAAAUAGCACGAUCAGCGCCGGUGGUCUUCAGGGUGUUGUUCAGACCCUACAAGCCAUCUCAUACUGGAAGCUGUUCUUCACGGUUGUUUGUGUCGGUUUGGUCUGGGACCAAAUUUCGUAUCAAACUAAGAAGGGGUCCAUUGCGGGGCCAAGGUGGAAGUUCUGGCCCGUAAUCGGACCCUUUCUCGAGUCACUCGACCCAAAGUUCGAGGAGUAUAAGGCCAAAUGGGACUCUGGUCCAUUGUCGUGUGUUUCCAUCUUCCACAAGUUUGUUGUUAUUGCAUCCACAAGAGACUUGGCUCGUAAGAUCCUGCAGGGCCACAAGUAUGUCAAACCAUGUCUUGUCGACGUGGCUGUCAAGAUUCUGAGACCCUCGAACUGGGUCUUCCUGGAUGGCAAGGCACAUUCGGACUACCGUAAGUCUUUGAACGGACUUUUCACCAAGAGCUCCCUCGCCAAGUAUCUGCCAUCGCAAGAGCAGGUUAUGGACAAAUACCUCGAAAAAUUUGUAACUUUCUCUGCCGAGAACGACUUCAAGCCUCAGGUCUUUUUCCAUGAAAUGAGAGAGAUCAUGUGUGCUCUAUCGCUUAAAGCUUUCUGCGGGAGCUACAUCACUGAGAGCCAAAUCAGAAAGGUUGCCGACGAUUACUACCUAGUCACAGCUGCCCUCGAGCUGGUUAACUUCCCUAUUAUUCUACCAUACACAAAGACAUGGUACGGUCAGAAAACCGCCGAUAUGACUAUGAAGAUUUUCGAAAAGUGUGCGCAGAUGGCCAAGGACCACAUCGCUGCUGGCGGAAAGCCUACUUGUGUUAUGGACGCUUGGUGCCAACUGAUGCAUGACGCUAAGACUAAGAACGACGAGGAUUCUAGACUGCUUCACCGCGAAUUCUCAAACAGAGAGAUUUCUGAAGCCAUCUUUACGUUCUUGUUUGCCUCGCAAGACGCCUCCUCUUCGCUAGCUUGCUGGCUGUUCCAAAUUGUUGCUGACAGACCCGAUGUCAUGGAGAAAAUUAGAGAAGAGCAACUGAGAGUGCGUGACAAUGACCCUAACAAGCCGCUAUCUCUAGAGCUUAUCGAAGAGAUGAAAUACACUUACAUGGUUGUGAAGGAGACUCUGCGUUACAGACCACCAGUAAUUAUGGUACCAUAUGUUGUCAAGGAGAAGUUCCCAAUCGCCCCUAACUAUACUGCCCCUAAGGGUGCCAUGAUCAUCCCCACACUGUAUCCCGCGUUGCACGAUCCAGAAGUUUACGAAGACCCUGAAGAAUUUAUUCCUGAAAGGUGGGUUGAAGGGUCACCAGCGAACGAAGCCAAGAGGAACUGGCUGGUAUUCGGUUCCGGCUCUCACGUUUGUCUCGGUCAAACUUACGUCAUGUUGACUUUCACAGCCCUGAUUGGUAAAUUCGCCAUGUUCACGGACUGGAAGCAUGAGGUUACUCCUUUGAGUGAGAAGAUUAAGGUCUUUGCCACCAUCUUCCCUAAAGAUGACCUACAUCUUUCUUUCCGCAAGAGGGAUCCCUUGACAGGCAAGAUUGAAGUAUGA
Molecule: messenger RNA, 1599 nt
Organism: Lachancea thermotolerans CBS 6340
Lineage: Eukaryota; Fungi; Ascomycota; Saccharomycetes; Saccharomycetales; Saccharomycetaceae
Gene: ERG5
Product: C-22 sterol desaturase
Exons: 1
Coding region: 1-1599 (532 amino acids)
Biological process (GO): sterol metabolic process
Molecular function (GO): oxidoreductase activity, acting on paired donors, with incorporation or reduction of molecular oxygen; heme binding; monooxygenase activity
Source: RefSeq, a predicted model, not a curated record